AUGGUUAUCCUUUGGGAGGAAGUGAGGGGAGCCGUUUGCGAGGAGGAACAGCAUCUGAAAGCCCUUCAAGGGAUUUUCCAUGGCCUUUAUGGAAACAUUCAGGCUUGGGAACACGAAGCCAUCGACCAGGUCAAGACCCUCACUCAUCAGCACGUCCGGAAAUGUGAUGCACAGAGGAGCAAGUUGGCGGAUCUGUCGCGGGAGAUCUCGACGUUGUUGAGAAGGGCAGAGGAGGCCGUCGACGAUCCCACGAAUGCUACCCUUAACGCCUGUCAGCUUAGCAUUGCUCUCCGUCGAUUCUCCCAACUUCCCAUCUACCUCGUCCAAGAAAAGGGAAAACUGAAAUCUCCCCAAUCAAAGGAAGCCGAAGACGUCUCCAUGGAGCUCCUCACCAUUUACAAUAAGAAGCCCCUCAUCCAGGUGCAGCCAAAGUUGAAGAACCUGGAGGCAUUGAAGGAAUCCUUGCUGACUAUCUCCAUGGCUCCUGAGAGUGCUAAUUCCCCUAUGUGCCUCAAAUCCCAAUCAGAUCUUCCCUCCUCAAUUGAUCUCAAUCUCUGCUACACCUUUGAUGAUGAAAGCUCCAUCAUAGAUGGGGGAAUCUCUAGUGCAGGGUCCCAGUCCUCAAUGCUGCAGUUGGAUGAAGCAAUCCAAGAUAACCUGGAAGAGCCCAGUCAAUCAAAAAGCACAGAAGUUCCUAAGGGGACUUCCCAGCGUUUGGUUCCAGCCAUCCAGUUUCUUCAGAACAGAACCAGUUACACCCUAGAGGGAGCUGAGAGGGGUGCUGUUUAUGAGGAAGCAACAGUAGUGACGCACAUCAAGGAUCCCAGCUGCUUCUAUGUGGUCCGUAAAGAAGAUCUUCCUCAACUUGAUGCCCUUCAAAAGGCUCUCAUCAAGUGGUGUGAGUCUCUUGAGGCUCAAAUGCACAUCCCUCAAAAUGUAGAAAUUGAUAAGAUGUAUGCUGGCAAGUACUCAGCAGACCAGUUGUGGUAUCGUGUUCGAGUAAAGAAUGUCAUCAACACUGCAGAGGGGUGUCAGGCUGCUGAGGUUCUAUACAUUGACUAUGGGAACUCUGAAAUCAUCCAUAUCUCUGAAAUGAGAGUGAUCCCCCGAAAGUUUGUGCGAGACCCAGACCAUGCAGUCUGCUGCACCUUGCAUGGAAUAGAACCUCCAAAUUGUGGACAAUGGUCAGAGGAUUCCAUCCGCACAUUUGCUCUACUUCUUGACAAGCAUGGUUUUGGGUAUGAGCCACUGACCAUGGUUGUGCUUGGGAAGAAGGGAGACUUGCAUGAAGUGGAUCUCCUCAGACCACUGGGGAAUGAGAGCAUCAAAAACGAAUGUCCUAUAUCAGUUGCAGAGACCUUGACCUUCCUUGGGAUGGCCCUCUUUCGUGGCACUGAUCCUCUUUCUCUUCUUGGACAGGUUGGCCAAAACCUCCACAACUUCACAAAUGUCAUGGAUAAGCUUCAAACAGAGUAUAUCAAGAGGUCAGGAGACAAGUGGAUUGUAUGGAACCCCAAGAAAGGGAUGGUUUGUGCAGCUGAAUACAUCAUGGACCACCAGUGGUAUCGUGUCAAUGUUGAUGGGACUCCAGGCCGGCAGAUGGUCGAUGUUUUUUAUGUUGACUUUGGCAACAGGGAGCGGAUUCAUGUAGACAGCUUGAGACAACUUAGUGAUGGUUUCCUGAGUCUCCCAAGGCAGGCCAUUCACUGCCGUCUGGCAGAUAUCUCCUCCUCAAGAGGUCCCCGCCAGGGAGCCAUCUUCUCAAUUGAAGACAGUCAGGCUUUUGCCUCUAUGGUAGAAGGCAAGCGUUGUCGUGAAACAGAGCUCUUGUCAAUACCUGUGGUUGAGGAGCUUCCUCGCUUGGAGACAUUGAUUCCUGAGGUAGAGGAGAAUCCUCCAACCCCUCCCCAGAAGCAGGCUGUCCUGGCAAUAAAACAAGGACGGCAUGGAAGCAAGAAGAAGAAAAGUGACAAGGUCAAUGUCACUCUGGCCCAUUUUCUCUCUCCAUCAGAAUUUUACAUCCAUCUCAUCUCACAUGAUCUCCCUGAGAAGCUCUCCAAGCUCAUGUGCAUUUUGCAAGAGACAUUUCAAGGUGGAAAGAAGAGCAUGAUGAUAAUGAAGGGAAUGGCCUGGAGUCCUGGAGAUGUAUGUGCUGCCCGUUCUUCCAAGUCGCAGAAUUGGCAUCGAGGACUCAUCCUUGAAGUCAAGGACAAUGAAUCUAAUGAACCCAUGGCCUCUGUGAAGAUGGUAGACUUUGGAUUUAAGGAGGAUGUACCCUUGAGGAAUCUGUGUCCCCUUCCUGAACAUCUGUGCCUGGAGGAGAACUUCUCAGUGCGGUGUCACCUAGCUGAUGUGAUUCCAGCUGGUGGGACAGCACAAUGGUCAGCAUCUGCACGGGAGUCCCUGCGGGAAAUAUUGGAGAGUGAACCAAAUAUAUAUGUGUCCAAAAUGGGAGAGAAAAAUGAGGAAGGGUCCCUACCAGUAGACAUUUAUUUGAGAACAGCUGGAGAAGUGGGUGCUCUGGAUCCUGUGCUCUAUGAAUAUCGCUCUGUCUCUACAGUGCUCAAGGAGAAGGGCCUAGCCUUACCCAGGACCAAUGUCCUAAGGAAGGAGAGCCGUUCCCGUUCCCAUGGUAGGUCCCAUUCACAAAAGAGGACUUCCUCAUCUCCUAGAAAAGUACCCACUGCCAGUCAGAGUCCAUCCAAAUGCCUCAACCAAGCUGCAUGUCUUUGUCUGAAGGUUGCCAAGCCAGAAUAUGGUGUUUGUCUUGCAAGGUUAGUCAUGGCUUUCACAUCAGCCACAUUUGUAUCAUCACUUCUGAAGUUGGACAAGCCCUUCACAGGGCUUGUCCUCCAGGCUAAAAUGUCCACACCUGAACUUUUGAAACCAAGAAAUGAAGAGGAUGUGGGCAAGAAGAAAGAGAAAGAGGAAGAGGCUAGGACUUUCUGGCUUAGACAAGAAGACCAAGAGGAAGCUGUUGCAGAAGAGAGGGAAUUGAAUCCAGUAGAAGAAAUCCUCCUUGGCCAGAAAGAUGGUUUUAAAAGGGAGAAAGGAGGAAAUGGAACCAAUAGUGCAACUGAACAAGAUAUGAUUGUUGGAGAGGAAGGAGAAGAGGAGGUUGGAGUGGAAGGAGAAGAGGAGGUUGGAGUGGAAGGAGAAGAGGAGGUUGGAGUGGAAGGAGAAGAGGAGGUUGGAGAGGAAGGAGAAGAGGAGGAGGAGGGAGGGGAUGAAGAUGCAGAUGAAGGAGAAGAGGAAUGGGGAGAGUCUAAAAGAAGAAAGCGAGUUGAGGAACCAGUGAAGAUCACCAGAUGGAAGAGAAUCUUUAUACCAGAAGAGAAUGAAUAUGCUGCUCUCCCCACACAUGUUGACUAUGAUGGUGUCAUCUAUCUUCACAACAUCGACAAAGCUACAGACGUUCUGCUCCUCAUCCGUGAUGCUCUGAACUCCAAGUAUGGGAACUCAGUGGCCAAACCCCAUGAUCUCUAUUGGUUCCCUGGGCAGCCAUGCAUUGCUCUCUAUCUGGAUCAGAAUUGGCAUCGAGGGACUGUGACCAAGAUAUGCAAUUUUGAUAGCAAGCCCAUCAAUGAGGAGAUCCUCAAAGACAUCAAUAGGGUCCUUUCUGUCACCAAAAUCAAUCAAGAUUCUGUUCUGAACCAAAGAUUUAAAGGAUGGGCAUUCCUUGGCCACGUGGAUCCAGUCCCAAGGCAAUUCCUGACAAGUCGAACUUCAGAUAACUCAAAACGAUUUGCCCGUUCUCAAAAAGUUCAAGUGGAGGAUGGGACCGGGAAUGUGGAGGUGUUCUUUGUGGAUUAUGGUACUAAGACUCUCCUUUUACCAAAUCAAUUGAGGAAGAACAUUCUCCUUGAGGACAUCCCAAUGCAGGCCAUCCCAUGCGAACUCUAUGGUGUUGCUCCUAAUUCAGUCGAUGGGAAAUGGCCAACUCGUGUCUUGGACUUCAUGCAUAAGACAGUGGUGGAGAAGCGCUGUGAUGUUUUUGUCUGCAAGCGUAAACCUCAUCAACUUUUGGUCAAACUGAUCAUUCCAUCAGGAUUGGACUUGGGUGAGAUGCUAGUUAACAUGAGAGAUGCAAUUGAGAUAAAGCCAGAUGACAGAGAGGAAUAUGGAGAUGAAGUUGAAGAUGCUCCCUCAAGUACCAUCAGAUCCAACUCUGUCUCUCCUGUUCAAUUUUAUCCCAAAGAAGAGGAUGAGGUGAAGGUAGAGACACAGGAGGAAGAACAUAACUUUGAAGGGGAAAUGAAUCCUUACCCUCCUCAUCCUCCCCUUGAGAUGCAUACUUUCAUCCCAGUUCGCAUUUCAGCAAUUGACCUCAAUAAUCCUACCAGGGUUUUCCUGCAAGAAAGAGCAAAGAGAGAAAAGGCAAAGGACUUUGGUUGCUCACAUGAGGAUUUCAUCCAGAUGGAAAGUUCUUUGAAGCAUGAAGGUCCUUCCUUCCCUUACUUGACUGACAUCUGUCUUGGAACAGCAGCCACAUUCCAGUCAAGUGAGGAUGGUGCUUGGUAUCGAUGUUAUGUGAUCAAGGAAGUGGGGGAUUCAGAAUGUGAGGUGGUUCUUGUUGACUUUGGCAAUCUGAAGAUCAUCUCCCGCUCUAUACUUCGACAACUGCCUGCUCACUUGGUGAAUGUGCCAAGGCAUUGCAUCGCUUGUGUCCUGAGCAAUAUCCAUGCUCCUCCAGAUCAGAAAUUUCCCUAUGACAAAAGUGUCAUGGCAGAGGCCCUUUCUCAGUGCCUGUUUCAACACUGUCAGCUUUAUGCUUAUGUUAAGGAGGUGAGUACCUGUCCAAUGGUGGAUAUCUGCUACCUGGAAGAUGAAGAACAAAAGGAAGAUUCAGGCAGAGGGGAGCAGCGAAUGAGACUCGCUUAUGAAUCCCUUAUUCAGUCUGGGCUCAUUGUCCUUACUGAGCAGUCUCUAAAAAGGCUUCAGUUGAGUCAGUUUCAACAGAAUGCCAUCCUGCUCAAUACAAGCACUGCUAUUGACAAGUUAUCCAAGCCUUACCGCAAGGUGUGA
This is a messenger RNA of Darwinula stevensoni, 5025 nucleotides long. Lineage: Eukaryota; Metazoa; Arthropoda; Ostracoda; Podocopida; Darwinulidae. The record is from the annotation of a GenBank genome assembly.